Aspergillus puulaauensis is the source of this 738-nucleotide messenger RNA. RefSeq names its product eukaryotic translation initiation factor 4E (gene TIF45). NCBI's taxonomy places the organism in Eukaryota, Fungi, Ascomycota, Eurotiomycetes, Eurotiales, Aspergillaceae. Gene Ontology annotation, molecular function: translation initiation factor activity; RNA 7-methylguanosine cap binding. The record is from RefSeq and is a predicted model, not a curated record. The transcript is spliced from 3 exons. Gene Ontology annotation, biological process: translational initiation. Bases 1 to 738 code for a protein of 245 amino acids. Gene Ontology annotation, cellular component: cytoplasm; eukaryotic translation initiation factor 4F complex.
AUGGCCGCCGUUGCAGAGAAUGCCCCCUUGCCGGUGACGAACGAGAACACGCCCCCCCCCGCGGUAGCCGCCGAGGAGAAGACCGAGAAGGCAAAUGGCGAUGCUGUCACCGUAUUCCACGACCCAGAGAACUUCAAUGUGAAGCACCCCCUGAUGCACGAAUGGACUCUCUGGUUCACGAAGCCCCCUAGUGGCAAGGGCGAUAACUGGAACGAUCUUCUGAAAGAAGUUGUUACAUUCAACUCUGUUGAAGAAUUCUGGGGUAUCUACAAUAACAUCACCCCGACAUCUGAACUCGGCCUCAAGGCAGACUACCACCUCUUCAAGAAGGGCGUUCGACCGGAGUGGGAAGACCCCCAAAACAAGCACGGUGGCAAGUGGUCAUUUUCAUUCAAGGAUAAGCGGUCAGUCCCUAUCGAUGACCUGUGGCUGCACGCACAGCUGGCGGCAAUCGGCGAAACCCUCGAAAACGAUGGUGAUCAGGAAGUUAUGGGAGUUGUCGUGAACGUACGUAAGGGAUUCUACCGUGUUGGACUUUGGACACGGACCGUCGGCAAGAGUAUCCCCGGUGACAAAAACGCUCGUACACCCGCUCAAGGCAAGGAAGUGCUCGAAUCUAUUGGUCGACGAUUCAAGGAAGUCCUCCGAGUCGGUUCAAAUGAAAGUGUCGAGUUCUCAGGGCACACGGAUAGCGCCCACAGUGGCAGUACAAGGGCCAAGGCCAAAUACACUGUUUAA